Messenger RNA from Carcharodon carcharias (great white shark), 1176 nucleotides. It is a transcript of the gene lsm7, whose product is annotated as LSM7 homolog, U6 small nuclear RNA and mRNA degradation associated. Bases 97 to 408 code for a protein of 103 amino acids. Gene Ontology annotation, cellular component: U12-type spliceosomal complex; U2-type prespliceosome; catalytic step 2 spliceosome. The transcript has 4 exons. Gene Ontology annotation, biological process: nuclear-transcribed mRNA catabolic process; mRNA splicing, via spliceosome. Gene Ontology annotation, molecular function: RNA binding. The record is from RefSeq and is a predicted model, not a curated record. Lineage: Eukaryota; Metazoa; Chordata; Chondrichthyes; Lamniformes; Lamnidae.
GGAGAUUCGAUCGGAAACUUUGUGUUACCGGAACCCAGGCCGACGUUCGGGGUUAAAGGUCAUGAGGUUCGGAGGUCAGAGGUUGUGGGUGCGGUGAUGGCGGAUAAGGAAAAGAAAAAGAAGGAGAGCAUUCUCGACCUCUCCAAGUACAUAGACAAAACAAUCCGUGUAAAGUUUCAAGGUGGACGAGAAGCCAGUGGGAUUUUGAAAGGAUUUGACCCGCUCCUCAAUCUUGUAUUGGAUGGAACAAUAGAGUAUGUGAGAGAUCCAGAUGACCAAUACAAAUUGACUGAAGACACACGGCAGCUUGGCUUGGUUGUAUGCAGAGGGACCUCAGUUGUUCUGAUUUGCCCACAGGAUGGGAUGGAGGCCAUUCCAAACCCUUUCAUCCAACAACAAGAUGGUUAACUUGGAAAUGACUCAUCACUGUAUCUCAGGAUUCCAAUUUAGUUGGUUUUAUCCAUUAGCCAAUGUGUCAUGAUGGGGACUUGUAAUAUCACCAGCACUGGGGGAUGUUUCUAAAUGUGGCUGUGUUAUGGGUGGUGAACAAGAGCUUGCACUCAUUUCUUUAUCUUGUGCAGAUCCGUUGUGAACUUGUUGCCAUCUAUCCGCCAGUUGCAUAUUGCAGUACUGGCUGGACUACCCAAGAGUGUUUCCUGGCAGAGGCACAUUUAGACAUGGCAGCAGUCUGUGUAACACAUUGGAACAAGAUUUUAGGAAUGAAGCUGUGCCUAUGAUAUUUUGAGUUUUCUGUGGUACUAGAAUCAUAGUACAGUAGAAACAGUCACUUAAUUCAAGCUCCGGCUGAAUUUCCCCAGCAAUGAUCACUAGUGGAAGUUACUUUGGUUUAAAAAAAAACCCAGCUGAUUUAGAAACCUGCAAUUUUAUACUCUACAUUGUUUAUUUAAAAUUUUGUUAAAUUGAACAUGUUUCUGGAAUCGUCUUUUUUUUGAGGCAACUUUUACCCUAUCUGCUUUUUUAAAAAUGAAUUACCAGUGUUGAACAGUCAUUCUGUAUGGUUGUGAACAACAUUUAAUAACUUACGUUGGAGUCUUGCAUAGAAACUUGUUUAAUGUAAGUCUCUUCAGAGAUUAGAUUUGUUUCCUUGUUUACUUUUUGAAGCUGGAUGUGGAUAGCAAACUUGUUUUCCUUGUACAAUAAACCUUUGUUUUUCCA